AUGAAGCCAGCGGCGCGUGUACCAGCGGUGGCUGUGCUCCUCGCCGCCGCCGUCGCCGCCGCGGCAGUGUCCGGUACUGCGCCAGCGCCGGCGCUUACCCUGCACCGCACGGUGCCUCUGUCGGCGGCGCGGCUGGAUCAUCUGCAGGAGCUGGACCGGGUGCGGCUGUCCAGGAGGGUUGGCGUGCCGGAGUUCGGCCUGCUGGGCAUGCCCGGGAUCUAUUAUACACGUGUGACAUUGGGCAACCCACCGAAACAGUACUCUCUGCAAUUUGACACUGGUAGCAACCUCAUGUGGCUUAGAUGCAGCCCCUGCACUGAUUGCCCGCUGUCAGCCCAACUUGAUGCCUCCUUGUACAGCCCCAGCAAUUCUUCGACAUCGUCCAACAUAUCAUGCUCUGAUGACUUCUGCAAAGAUGCCCUCAAAACAGGGCAUUCCAUCUGUCAAGCCUCGGGCACUACAAGCAACCAAUGUGGUUAUUCGCAGGCAUAUGCUGGUGAAACUAGCACGGAAGGGUAUUACGUGUCUGAUGUCAUGCAUUUUGACACUGUCAUGGAAAAUGAAAAUGAGUCGGCCACCGUCUCUUCUGCCUCUGUCAUUUUUGGAUGUAGCAACUCGUUGUCAGGGCAAGUGCAAACAGAUGGAUUUAUGGGGUUUGGAAAGGAUGCACCAUCUGUUAUCUUGCAACUGAGCUCUCAGGGGGUUUCUCCGAAGGCCUUCUCUCACUGCCUGACAAGUUUAGAUGAUGGUGGUGGCAUUGUUGUUCUCGGUGAAGUUGUAGAGCCGGGAAUUGUAUUUACUCCACUCGUUCAAUCACAGCCUCGUUACAACUUAAAUAUGAAGAGCAUUGCUGUCAAUGGUCAAAAAGUCCCAAUAAAUUCUUCCUUGUUUACAACAUCAAAAACACAAGGAACGUUUGUGGAUUCUGGAGCAGCAUUAGCAUACUUUCCAGAUGGGGUCUACGAUCCGGUUAUUAAGAUAGUUUCUGCCGUCCCAUAUUCCAUACGCAAUUAUGUCAUGAGCGGGAGCAGAUGUUUUAUUUGUUCUAAAAGGAAUGUUUCAUCAUUUCCAAAUGUGACACUAUAUUUUGAGGGUGGUGCUCCAAUGACAGUGGGACCAGAGAGCUAUCUCUUGCUCAAGGGUGGAUCUGCACGUCAUCAGAACGAAGUCAUAUUGUGCAUUGGCUUUCUAAGAAGCAAGGAGAUCGAGGGUUACGAGCACACCACUGUUCUCGGAGAUCUUAUUUUACAUGAUAAGGUAUUUGUGUAUGACUUGGAGAAGACGCGCAUUGGUUGGGUGAACUAUAACUGCUCACUACUCAGUAAGACCAGUGUGGUUGUUUCCAGCGGAUCUUCGAUGCGCCACACACCAUCAUACUGCAGCGGACUGGUAGCCAUUGUGGUUGCCAUCAUCCAUAGUAACAUCAUCACACUAUGA
This is a messenger RNA of Triticum turgidum subsp. durum (durum wheat), 1437 nucleotides long. The record is from the annotation of a GenBank genome assembly. Lineage: Eukaryota; Viridiplantae; Streptophyta; Magnoliopsida; Poales; Poaceae.